CGACAAUGAAUCUUUUCCGUCCAGAUCCUACCACAACGUUAGCUUUACACCGGUUACUAUUAGUUGUUUUUGUAGAAAGCCUCACCAUGGUCCCUACUGAGACGGAUCCUCUGGUACAAAAUGGGAAUGGAAAUGCCCGAAACUUACCGAGAGCAUUUUCCUAUCGGUCGAUGCUGGCGGCAACCGUGUUAAUUGUUUCUGGCGCUGGAGGCGUUGUUUGGUGGAUGCGUCGGCAUUCCAUCAGAACCCCCUCAGGAAAUGGGGCUUCUUCCUCCCACUCCCUUCGUAACAACUUUACAAUGUACCUGGACGAAUACCAAACUCACGAGUACACAGCGACGCAAUUUAUCAGUUUCACCAUCAACACCCUCGGCGGGUUGCAAGCACAUGGGGAAUGUGAAGGUCGUCACGUCGAUCCCGACACGAACUCGUGUUACCUGGGCAACGCCAAAAAUAUCAGCGAGGACAUUUUGCAUCGAGUCGCUAUCGUGGAACGCGUCCUACAACGAUUGGAGCAAGAUGCCUUUGACGAGGACCCAGAAAUCGACUCUUCUCCGUCGGUGCUCAAGAUUUUUGCCAUGCCCGAGUUCUUUUUGCGAGGACCGAACGGAGCCUACUCUAGCUACCAAAUGAUCGAUCGAGAAGGUCAAGAAAACGACGGCUUGCUAGUUCGUAUGGCCGAUCGAAUUCGAAAAUUCAUUGCCAAACCCGCCUUUCAAGAUUAUCUGUUUGUAUUUGGAACUGUCCUCGUGGCCGAAUCGCUGGACGACCCCGGCAAGGGCUUUUGGGAAAUCGAGAAUGUAACCGCCGACAGCGUGCUCUACUCCAACUUUGCGCCCAUUUACAAGGGUGGUACAGGACACAAACAUCAGUAUCUGCUACAGAAGCGCUACAUUAGUGGCGCCGAUUUCUUGUCCCGCACAACUCUGCCCAACCCAGUAAAGGCCAAUCUACGAGACUACGCGGACGCCUCCGAACUCUCGUUUUUGCAACAAACCCUGCAGAACCGUAACACAGUACUCGUGGAAGGCAAUGUAAUUGAGUUGGAUGGUUUGCGAAUUGGCGUAGAAAUAUGUCUCGAUCAUCGGAUGGGGUCACUCUGGCGUAGCAUACAAGCUCAAAAUCCACGGGGCGCUAUUGACAACGAUAACUUGGUGGACGUUCAAUUGAUUGUGUCGGCCGGCAUGUCAAUUGAACGUGGUCCCAAUCCCGUCCGUACGGGCGGCGUGGUCUAUCUCAGUGACGGCGAAGCGUCGUCGGCUGUCUGCUUACGAACCGAUACCGGAGUUUUUGAUCCCGAUGUUGUUUGUCGAGAGCACGGACCGGGUGGCCGGCAGCAUCUGCAGCCGUUCGGCGGUGCUGGAUACACCAAUUUUGUUUCCGUGUCCGGAUGCAUCGACAUGGAGGAAAUCGAGUUACUGCAAGGAUACUACAGCAUGUAUCAGCCGCAGGGUUGCGCGAAUACUCUCAAAACUUACGGGAUCGACGUCAUGGAUGAAUUCAAGUACUAUCCACCUAGUCUCGAGAUCUACCCUAUCAUUGGCUUGCCCCCCCAGAGGGAGAAGUAA
This is a messenger RNA of Phaeodactylum tricornutum CCAP 1055/1, 1568 nucleotides long. RefSeq lists its product with no specific name. NCBI's taxonomy places the organism in Eukaryota, Bacillariophyta, Bacillariophyceae, Surirellales, Neidiaceae. The transcript has a single exon. Bases 6 to 1568 code for a protein of 520 amino acids. The record is from RefSeq and is a predicted model, not a curated record.